Messenger RNA from Plenodomus lingam JN3, 2088 nucleotides. RefSeq lists its product as uncharacterized. Lineage: Eukaryota; Fungi; Ascomycota; Dothideomycetes; Pleosporales; Leptosphaeriaceae. Gene Ontology annotation, biological process: aspartate transmembrane transport; L-glutamate transmembrane transport; malate-aspartate shuttle. The record is from RefSeq and is a predicted model, not a curated record. Gene Ontology annotation, molecular function: calcium ion binding; L-glutamate transmembrane transporter activity; L-aspartate transmembrane transporter activity.
AUGGCGAGCGUCACCGAGCAAGUCGGCGAAGUGCUGCUGGGCACCACCGACGAGCCCCAGCUAUCGCACCUCACCCGCACUGCCUUUAUGAAAUAUGCACAAAAGGAUGAGGCCACGGGCGACUACUUUCUCAACGAGGAUCAAUUCAUUGAUGCCGUCGCCCCCGAGAGCGAGGACUAUCACAAAAUCAAGCGCUACCAGUAUGGCAUCCUGUUCCAGGUGGCCGACCGCGACCAAAAGGGCAGGGUCAGUCUCCAGGACUGGUCCGUCUUCCAGAACCUGCUCGCCAAACCCGACGCCGAGUACGAGGUCGUCUUCCGCUUCUUCGACAAGAAGCGCACAGGCUACAUCAACUUUGACGACUUCUACGCAACAUGGAAGGCACACAAGACAGAAGACAGUCUGCCCUUCGAUUGGGAGGGCGGCUGGGCGACGCUUUACAUUGGCUCCAAGAAGCACAGGCACACCAUGACCUACCCGCAGUUUGCCCAGCUGCUGCGAGGACUUCAGGGAGAGCGUGUGCGCCAGGGUUUCACCUACUUUGACCGCAACCAAAACGGCUUCAUUGAGCCCGAGGACUUCCAGCGCAUCAUCCGGGAGACGGCUAGCCACAAGCUGUCCGACUACCUCCUCGAGAACCUCCCUACCCUGUGCAACAUCUCGGCGGGAAGCAAGAUUUCCUACGCCAAUGUGCGCGCCUUCCAGAACGUGAUUCAGCAAAUGGACAUGAUUGAGCUCAUCAUUCGCAAUGCUACGCAAAAGAGUCCCGACGGCAAGAUCACCCGCACAGACUUCCUCAACGAGGCCGCACGCAUAAGCCGCUUCAAUCUAUACACACCCAUGGAGGCAGACAUUCUGUUCCAUUUCGCUGGCUUGGACGAGACGACGGGAAGACUGGGUCUGCGAGACUUUGCCCGUGUGCUGGAUCCUUCGUGGCAUACGGUCGGGAAGCUGGGAGUGGGUAUUUCAGAUGUGGGCCAGAAGGUGUUCGCGACAUCGAGGUCAAUAUGGCACGACAUUUUGGAAUCUGUCCAUCACUUCGCGCUUGGUUCCCUGGCUGGUGCGUUUGGCGCGUUUAUGGUGUAUCCCAUUGAUCUGGUCAAGACGCGGAUGCAGAACCAGAGGGCUUCCGGCGUGGGACACGUUCUCUACAAGAACUCGCUUGAUUGCGCGAAAAAGGUCAUCAAGAAUGAGGGCUUCAAGGGCCUUUACUCUGGUGUGCUUCCCCAGCUUGUUGGUGUAGCACCGGAGAAGGCCAUCAAGCUCACAGUCAAUGAUCUCGUGCGAGGCAAGCUGACGGAAAAAUCAUCGGGCCACAUCAAGUUCUGGCACGAGAUGCUUGCAGGUGGAAGUGCGGGAGCUUGUCAAGUGGUGUUCACCAACCCUCUCGAGAUUGUCAAGAUUCGACUGCAGAUUCAGGGUGAGCUCUCGAAGAAUGUGGAAGGUGUGCCCAAGCGAUCUGCCAUGUGGAUCGUUCGCAACUUGGGUCUCGUGGGUCUGUACAAGGGUGCUACCGCGUGUUUGUUGCGCGAUGUGCCAUUUUCGGCCAUCUACUUCCCUGCCUACAGCCACUUGAAGAAGGACUUUUUUGGCGAGAGUCCGCAAAAGUCGCUUGGUGUCCUGCAGAUGCUGACUGCCGGUGCGAUUGCCGGGAUGCCUGCGGCGUACCUGACGACCCCGUGCGACGUCAUCAAGACGCGUUUACAGGUCGAGGCACGAAAGGGGGAAGCCACGUACAACGGGCUGAGGCAUGCGGCGCAGACGAUCUGGCGCGAGGAGGGCUUCCGGGCGUUCUUCAAGGGUGGACCGGCUCGUAUCAUGAGAUCAUCGCCGCAGUUUGGAUUUACGCUGGCAGGUUACGAAGUGUUGCAGCGACUGCUUCCGAUGCCUGGCUCGAGUCCGACGGAUUCGACGUUGGAGCCGUCUGUGGGGCUGGAGGAGGCCAAGGCACCUCUGCCGUACCUUCGUAGUCGCAACGCGCUCAAGGUGAUUCUGGAUCUUGACGAGAACUUUGGUCGGCCCAAGAUGGCAGCUGGCAGCAAAUUUACGGGUAUUCCCGGGUUUGGUGGCAAGACCGCUGAGGGCUGA